Closterium sp. Naga37s-1 is the source of this 4242-nucleotide messenger RNA. The record is from the annotation of a GenBank genome assembly. NCBI's taxonomy places the organism in Eukaryota, Viridiplantae, Streptophyta, Zygnematophyceae, Desmidiales, Closteriaceae.
AUGGCCGUUGUCGUUAGCAGCGAUCCCGCAGCGAUCGCUACUAGAGCAUUGCGCUACAAUGCCUUUCUCGCCAGUCACAGCGUCUCGCGCCGGGAAGCUCGUUUUGCACCGCGCGGCAAUAAACCUUUCUGCGGAAUAUCCGCAAAUGCAUCAGCGGCGGCAGCUCGAGCUGUGCACAGUCCUUGCAGCCAGCCCCAUGCCCACCCCAACCUCUCCGCCGCAUCCAGCCCGUCCCGUCCCGACCGAUGGCUGAUCGGCAGCGCGCAAUCCGCCGCCGAGUCGCCGUUUGUGGAGGUGAGGGACGCGCGGCCGUGGGACUGGCGGAUCGCCGAGAGCGGCAGCGGAGGAGCGCCACGCCGCGAGGAGGAGUCGUCGCCCGACGAGUGCCGAUCUCGAGUGCUUCCCGGAGUGGACGGCGCGCUGCAGCUGCUCGCUGACGCUGACGCAGCGAUGACGUCAGACGUAUCAGGCAUAAACCCUGAGCCCUGCUUCGCUGUAUAUUCCGAGCGGACUGCGGAAGGGAAGUCGAGUUGGAGCGAGCGACUCAGCUUGGCUUCAGAGGGCGGCGAGGACGACGCGGACGACAUUCCCGAGGUGGACAUCGCGGAUCGCCUGCCCGAGCUGCGCGAAAUGCUGGAGCUGCUGCGGGCCAAGGCGCAGCAGCAGGGGCGGGAGCAAGCGGAGGGGGGACCCCGCGGCGAGGGCCCUGGGAAUGUGUUUCUGGUGGGCACCGGGCCUGGCGACCCCGACCUGCUCACUCGUCAGUUCCCCAACCGCCCUUUCCUUCCCCCCCACCUCCCACCCCCUCUCCCUCCCUCACGCCCUCUUCCCUACCCUCACCACCCCUCCUCUACCCCGCUUCGCUCGUGCUGCCCUGCAUCCUCAGCCGUGACUCAUCCACCUUGCCGCAGCCCCACCCCCUUGAAGGCGGUGCGCGCGCUGCAGUCCGCGGACCUCGUGCUCUACGACCGCCUCGUCUCGCCCGCCAUUCUGCGCCUGGCGGCGCCGGGCGCGCGGCUGCUAUACGUGGGGAAGGCGGCGGGGUACCACACGCGCACGCAGGCGGAGAUCCUGCACCUGCUGCUCGCCUUCGCGGAGGCGGGCGCCGUGGUGGUGCGCCUCAAGGGCGGCGACCCGCUGGUGUUCGGGCGGGGCGGCGAGGAGAUGGAGCACCUGCAGGCGCACGGCAUCCGCGUGCAGAUCGUCCCCGGCAUCACCGCCGCCUCCGGCAUUGCUGCUGACCCCGGCGUGCCUCUCACCCACCGCGGCGUCGCCAACAGUGUGCGGUUCCUAACGGGGCACAAGCGCAAGGGAGGUGGCGACCCGCUGUACGCGGCCAGCACAGCGGCGGACCCCGACGCCACCCUCGUGGUCUACAUGGGGCUCGCCACGCUGCCCAGCCUUGCCGCCCGCCUGCUGGCCAAUGGGCUGCCGGCUGACACCCCCGCUGUGGCGGUGGAGCGAGGCACCACCGCUGCUCAGCGCACUGUGUUUGCCACUCUGGAGGAUCUGCCAGCAGCCGUGUCAGCGGCCCAACUCGUGGUGUGGGUGGGCUUCGACUGGCUGCACAUGAGCCGCUCGUCGCGGCGGCACGUGCUGCUCGUCGCAUACACCACCGGCUUCCACGUGUGGGACCUGCACGCCGCCUCCCCUCCCCGCACCCCCGCUGCCAGCAGCUGCGCCAAUGCCAAGGGGGACAGCCGCAGCAGCAACAGCAGCAGCGGUAGUGCUGCAGUGCCGGCACCCUCUCAGCUGGUAUCGUGGCGGGGCGAGCUCGUGUCCAUGCUGUGCGCCCUGCCACACCCCACCAUGCCGCAUCCUGCCAUGCCCUCGCCGCCACGCACCCAAGAAUCCACGGGCGACGACGAGAGGGAUGACAGCGCCGGGGAAUGCGACAGGUUUGCAGCGUGCCGGCCCCUCGUGUGCGUCGUCUUCCCUGCUGCCAGCGACCAUUCCACUACCGAAUGUGCGUGCAGCGAGCACGCAUGCAGGGAUGAGGCAACAGGGGGUGAAGUGGAGAGGGUGGAUGACGAGGCAGUGAGUGGUGGAGUGAGGGGGGAGGGCGGGGGGUGGAUGCUAGGGGAGUGUGAGUGGGAGUAUUGCAGAGGAGUGAGGGGAGAAGUGAGUGGCAGCGGUGGUUUCGACUUGGAGCGGGUGCAGCAGGGGAGUGGUGAAGACGCACAAGGGGACGAGGAGGGUUGUGAGCUAAAGGAGGUGCGGGCAGACGCGUCAGAGGGGGUGCAGCUGUGUAUGGAAAGUAGGGAAGAACAGGCAGCAGGACAGGGAAGCAAGCAGGAGGGCGGUGCAGGAGGGUGUGGGAGAUGCAACGGAGUGGUACACUCAAGCAGAGGGAACGUAACAGGGAGCGCUGCACGCAGUGGUGGUAUGAAUACACGAGUGGCGGGAGUGACGCGAGUGGCGCUGUACUCACUGCGACAGCAUGCCAUGGUGGGCAGUGUGGAGGUGGAGGGGCCGGUGGUGGGCGUGCGGGCGAGUGGCAGGGCGAUAGUGGUGGUGCAGCGGGAGCAGCUCUUCUGCUUCAGCCCCACCACCCUCACCCCCACCUUCUCCCUCCUCACGCACCCCAUCCCUCACGCCCUCCUCCCUCCAUCUCAUGCCGAUCAUUCCUCACAUGGGCACUCCACGACCCUCCCCACACCAGCAUCCUCACACCCCUCCGCGUCCGCGUCGACUCCAGAAUCCAUCAGUUUCCCACCGCCCUCCAUUCCUCUAGCUCUGGGCCCGCGCUGGCUCGCCUACGCUGCCCCGCACACUCCCUCCUCGCCACCACGCGCCCCCACCCUCCUCCACUCCACGAUCUCCCCUGUUCGCCCCGCGCCAGUGCUUUCCCCCUCUCAUCCCCACAUCAUGGUGCAUGACCUUGUCUCCCGCCAGCCAAUCGCAUGCUUCCCCGCCCUCGAAGCGUCACCGCUCGCUCUGCUGCAGUUUGACCUGCUGGGCGUGCUCCUGGCGGCAGCCUCUCUGCACGGCACCACGGUGGGCGUGUGGCGCAUAGAUGGCCGCUCCAGCGGGUGGCAGCAGCAGCACGAGCAGCAACAGCAGCGGCAGCAGCGGUGGGGGGACGGGUCGACAGCAGGGGAAGGGGGGGCAGUGUUGCUGUACCGGCUACAGCGUGGGCUCACACACUCGGUCCCUCGAGCCAUUGCCUUCUCCCCCGACUCCUCUCUGCUCGCGCUGCUCUCCGCCCAUGGCACCUCGCACCUCUUCCACAUCCACCCCUUCGCCUCGCCUCCCUCGCCCGCUCUCGAGCAGCCAGCCGGCCAGGCCUCCUCUCCCACUUCCUCGCUCCACCUCCCCUCCCCUCCUCUCUCCCCCACCAGCAACACACGUUCUCCCCACGCAUCGCCGGCUCCUGUCUUACCUUUCACGCUUCACUCCCCCGUUCACCCACCUCCCACCCCUCGCUUCUCACUGCCUCACAACCGGCCAUCCUGCUGCGCCCUCUCCAUGCCGCGCCUCCUUGGCCUCUCCCUGGAAGCACCCCUGGCUGUUCCCACGCUCGCUCCCCGCAUGCGCAUCAGAGGUACCAUGCUCAGCCUGUGGGGGCUGACGGUGGGCCGUACUGGUGCUGCAGGUGUUGUGGGGACAAUGGAGGGUGUGGGUGCUGCACUCACUGCUGCUGUGAGCAGACGUGCAUUCGCAAGUACUGCUGCUGCUAUCAGCUUCGCACAGCGGGCACACCGGGAGGAAGCAGACAUGGAUGCUUUGGCAAUCCGCAGCUCGCUGGUCGCGGCUCCUCAACUAGCACAGAGCCGCGCCGCCCUUCCCAUGCGGAGGACAGUCAGACUGGUCGCCCCGGCGUCGUUUCCGCGCAUUGCUCGCCGUCAAACGUUGCGCUGCUCCGCGUCGCUCUCAGCGGCCGAUCUCGAGCCGCUCGGGCCCAAUGGAUAUGGCAACGUCGUGGAAAUUACGAGCCGAGAGGAGUUCAACGAUCAAGUUGCCAAGGCUGGCGAUAAGCUGGUGGUGCUGGACAUUUCGACGCGGACGUGCGGGCCGUGCAAGUUCAUCUUCCCCAAGGUCGUGGAGCUCAGCCUGGAGCACCCCAACGCCGUCUUCCUCAAGAUCAACGGCGACCACGACGACAGCACCAAGGCACUGAUGCGCGAGUGGGGCGUGCGGGCGGUGCCCAACUUCCGCUUCUUCCGCGGGGGCGAGCUGGUGCACAGCCACACAGGCGCCAAGAUUGAGGACCUUAAAGACAACCUCGCCAAGUUCCUUUGA